AUGCAGGGCGCCACAGCUAGCCAUCUCUUCGAUGACACCAUGAUGUAUUGGUACCUGAAGCGCAACGUGUUCCAGAGCUUGAGCGACUUUUUUGAGCACAAGGUUGCCUUGUACAUGCGGUUCGAUAGGGAUCAGCUGCGGCAGUUGAAGAGCUGCCAGCUGCAGGUUGGCCUUAUCAACGAAGCAGCGUUCAACCUGGUGAAGGAUGCGGUCAAAGAAGAUCGACGGCUGUUUGCGUCGUUUCCGUUCAUGAAGUCCAAUCCAUUCUGCUGGCAGCCAGACAACUGGAAUGCUAUUACGCACAGGUUUUCCCCACAAAGCGAUGCGAGUGUGACCGCGAAUCUUGUGACGAUGCAGGCUACCAUGCGUUUAGACGAGCUGCUCAACUUGAUAUUUGACACGGAGUGGACAGUUCCACAGGAACCUUUUGCGACCGUCGUCAACCUUAAGCUCAGGACGAAGCUCGAUGACGAGUGCGAUGCCCACGAGGAUCUCCGAGCAACCUGCUCUGCCUGCAGCCAAACACCUUGCCGCAAUGGCGGGAAUUGCACAGACAUGCCUGGCUUCACAUACCAGUGCAGUUGUGCUGACGGCUUUUUCGGAGAGGACUGCUCCGAAACAGAUCCUUUUAGCUCGCCGCGACGGUUGGAAGCUUCUGAUGACUUUGCGUGCAAUGCAACUCAGGCCGAGCCUGAGUAUCCAGAAGGAAAGUUCUGGUGCAAAUGCCGAAAUGGAACCGAAGUGGCGAUCAGGCCGAGCUUAAUUUCCGUCAUCAAAAGUUGGGGCAUCUUCUUCAACUAUGUGCCGAACUUCAACAACAGCUACUCAGAAAUCACAUGCGCUGAUGCGUCGAUGACUGUCAAGACACCUUCCAGCCAAAAUGCCUUCACUACCAGUUUGAGGACGGCGACCGCCCCAAACGCGUCUCAAAACGUGUUGUACAUAGAGCAGAAGAACUGGGGCAGCGGGUUUGCAAGAUCUACGCCAUUUUACUUGAUGCUCUCGGGACUGGCUGGAAUCGAAAGGGUACUUGUGAGUGACAUCCAGGUGCCUGACUCCAAUUCCACCGAUCCCUUCACACUUGAAGUUCUUCGGGGUUUGGACAGCGGCUACCGGCUCAAGUUCGACUUGGAAGAUCCCGGCGACCCUCCUGCAGCCCCUUCGACCAAGUGGAUCUGCCAUGCGAGGCUUUACAACGACGGUAGGCAGUGUGACUGCAGAUGUGGCAUGCCGGAUCCGGACUGUUUCUAUCCCAACCUUCCGGUCAGAAAUUGCGGACGCGGAGAGGUGUGCUCCAGAAUGGGACGCUGCACCACGCCUGAAGCUUCAUCAGGCUUGUCCGAUGCCACGGAGAUUUACCUGUCCGAGCCGUGCACCCAGCUGUUUCUUCCAGGAAGCACGGAUCUGGCUGGCUUCAUGGGUACGGAGGACGAAUACCGAAAUGUGAGUGGAGGUGGCUGUCCCACGUGUCCCUUCGAGCCGGGAAACUUGUACGGAGGGAGUGCAUCCUUGAGUGAACAAUGCGACGAUAACGGACAAUGCUUCCAGGAGUACAUGUGCAGAUACAAGGCCGAGGGCUUCAUUGAUGCCCGCUUGGUCAAGAAAUUGGACGACUAUCUGGAAGGAGCCGGCGAGUUGUUUGACACCACCCAGAGAGGUUUCUAUACGUUGCAGGGGGGAGCUGCGAAUGCCAGCAAUGCUUACAGAGUGGUGGUUGUGAAGUUGGGAAGCAGGAGCCCGUUCCCUCACGGUCUUGAGGUUGCAGAGUACAAGCUGGACAUCAAUCAGGACUGUGGCAAUGUUGCCUGUGGCAACAAAGAGAUCAUUGAGGUCGUCAAAGCUGGAGCACCAGACCGAAGCAACAGACAGGUCUUGAUGGUCAGAGCUUUGGCUCCAAGUGGGUUUCAGAAGCAACACUUCUCUUACGGCAAUGUGAUCUCCGCUUUGUCAGAGAGCUCCACGGAUGUGAUCGUGCAACUGGACAAGGAGAAGUACCACUUUCCUAUCAGUGGCCCAUAUGAAGCACAAUUGGAUGCAAUCGGUAUCAAGUUCCAGCAGUCGUCCCCUACUCAAAGCAAGAAGAUUCAACGCCUUCUGCUGGAGACACCUCUGGAGCUGUCGGUUGGCUUCCACACCAGCAUCGUUCAGGAUGUACCUCCAGGCCUGAACCCUGAUGGGGACUUGCACCCCAAAGCAGCUUUCGACAACGCUGUCACGAUCGCCUCGCACAUUUGGUACGGUACGACUGUGGACUCCACCAUGCUGGACAUGUACAGCUGGGAGUGGCCGACGGUUGACGUGAUGGGCUUGGGUGCCAUCCAAGAGUCCUCUUCCUUGGCCUUCGUCUUCAACACAUCACUGUUUGCUGAUGAGGAUAGAGGCAAUGGCUGCUCUGAGGCCUAUUUGGAGAACGCAUCAACGAUGAAGUGGGUGAAGGUGGACUCGGACUAUGAUGGAGUCGCUGACACUUGGCAGGGCUUGUUCGGCUCGGAGGUCACAUCUGCCAACCUCUGCGAUGGCAUCCAUGAUGGGCAUGCUGUUGUCACAGAUCAAGGGAUUACAGAGGCGCUGGCCGCUGCAAAAGAGCAGAACCUGUCUGUGAACCUUCUUCUCCGAGACGUUACGGGUACGCAAGUCUUGAAUUUCGAGAUUCGACAGGUCGUAAAUGCCUGGAAAUACAGGUCACCGGUGUGGUGGCCCGAUGAUCCGGACAGCUGCUGGGAGGUCAACGACAACAUGCUUGCUUCGGACGAUUGCUCAUGCAAGGAUGAUUGCAGAUGUAUGCCUGGGUGCUCAGAAGAAGACUGUUCCACCGACAACGUCUCCCUACGGAGCUAUACCUGCGCCUACAUGGGUGUAGCGGCCAACAUGACUUCGAGGAUUCAAGUCAAAGGGUCGCUUCGCUGGCUACCAGAGGAUUGGUUGUGUCCUGGCAGUGCGGUGGCCACUGCCUCUUAUUUCGGAGAUGGAAUUUGUGAUUGUGGAUGUGCGCGGUACGAUCCUGACUGCGCCGGGAUUGCAGGAAACCCUCAGGCAUUUGCAGAAGAGCUCGAUGCCGGAAACAUCACCGUGAGGAACUACUGUGCUGAUGAGGCCAUCAUCCUGGGAAGCGAUGGCUGGAACACCCUGGUCACUUCUUCCGGAUGCCAAGGCUUCUUCUUUCUUCAGCUGAAUGAUUCUUCCACUCAUCCUACAAGAUGGCUGCCACGAGGAACAUGUCAGAGGGAGGAGGAGGUCGUUCUGACUCUGGAUUUCAUCGCGACCUGUGCCUUCGAUGACAUGCUGGAGUUGAAGCCGGACCCCUCCGCUAACAAUCCAUUGCUACUCGCCGAAGAUCUCACGAAGCUGGCCAACUGUGCAGAUGCAGACGCAUCAGCGAAGUGCAGCUGGAGCAGUGCCUCUGAGGCCAAGUACCACUGCAGCCUCUCGGCGAGCUGCCAGGCUGUGUAUUGUGAGAGCGAAGAGUGCUACGCUGCCUCCGCCGCAAAUCUAAGUGCUUGGAAAGAGCCGCCAAGCAAGGACGAGAAUUCGACGAAAGCAGAGAAAUCCCACAUGGUGUGGUUCAAGAGUGAUACUUCCUGCCACACGGCGCCCCCUUCCUGGCUCGUGGCCAGCGACUUGCAGUCCUGCACAGAUGCUUGCGAAGCUCGAGACGAAGUUUGUGAUGAGAUUGCAUUGAAUCUGAUUGACACUGAGAAUGAAAUGCAGUUUCUGGCUGGGGCAGUGGCCAAUUUGUCUUGUUCCAGCUACGCCAACUACUCCUUCACCAAUGGGCCUGGCAUCUGCACAAACAACUCAUGUUGUGGUGACGAAUGUUACGGCCUUUGCGUGUUUGGACAUACGGGAAGCAAGCGGAGUUGUGGGACAAGUGAAGCUGACCAUGCAGGGCUUUUGCGCGUUUGCCCCUGUCGCAGACCCAGCCAGGUGCAGGAGACCAGUGUCAACUCCACGAAGCUGUCGGCACAUGUCCCGGAGACACCCUUCUUUGAAGAGGCACGGCCACUCCUUGCAAAUGAGGGGCUGGAGAUCUCCGUGUUGCAGGCAACACUGGCAGGGCAGAUCCCCCUGCACAGCGAUCAAUCGAGGUACAGCCAGUAUGUGAACAUCCGAAACUCAUCCUGGCCGUAUUCUGACAACAGUAGCAACUGGACCACAGAGUGGACUUCUGAACAAGUGGGGCUGAGGGUUCUGUCACUCGACGUUUCUCUGGACGUCAACUCGACCGCGUUGACCUCCAACUGGCAUAUGACGUGGAGGUACGCCCUGCAGACUGGCAUUGUUUCAGCCGCUUGCCCGCCGCGGCUGCUUCUCACGAACUGCUCCUUUGUCCCAGCCUACGUGUUUGUGAAUGGCAACUUCGCUGACGUCAUAUACUUCUGGGCUGUGGCAAAUUCCUCGACGGAACUUGACAGCUGGGUUGCCAGUGACGACGUUGUCGGCCGUACCGACACGUGCUUCGGAUGCAAGAAUAUGACGGGCGCAAUCACGCUUAACAACACAGGGAGCAAUGAGGUGAGCAUCGUCUUCGAGGAAUACGAUUUACCAACAGCUCCCAUUCUGAGUAUUCAGCAGCUGAGCUUCCUGCCAACUUGCCAGGUGGCAGUACAGGAUGUCUCGCGAUAUCGAUUCUGCAAGCCCUCAGAUGCUACUCCAACGUGGGACAAGUCAAAAAUUCGUCAGACUUCUCUCUAUCACUGGCAGCGAGAAAAGUUGGAGGUUCUCGCGUUCGCCGGCCCGGUGCGCAUGAGACACGACCGGGGCACAGUGGUUGAGACUGUGGUCAUGUCUGCGAACAUUACGGAUGCCAACCCGUUGGAUUUUCGCGACCCAGACUUCUUCGAUCUUGAGAAGUUCGGGAUUCAAAAUGAGAGUGAUGGUUCUCGGCUCCUGGCUUGGACAGACGGCCUUACCCCAGGCAUGGUUUCGAGCCUGCAAGAUCCUUUGGAUUUGGAGGCGAAAGGAUCUACCGAGGACCUGCGGACCAUAAGCUCAUUCCACGCGCAGCGUCCAGGCAGUGCAAUGGAGGUGCUGGCACGACUGGCAGCAGAAGAUCACGUGCCUCCGGAGGUUACGCACGCGGAAGUGAUUGAUGGAAAGGGUGAGGUGCGGCUAGUUUUCACUGAAUGGGUUAAAAAGGCCAAGCGUGCCAUGCUGGCCUCCCUCCGAGUUAUUCCUGUUGAGAACAGGCGUCAGACCGACCAAUGUUUUGUUGCGUCCAGCAAGUUGCAGCAAGCUUGGUUGCACGGAGCAUGCGCCAAUUUCGUCGUAGAGGUGGACCUCGCACGCGGCAAGGUCUUUGUGGAGGAUAGCUGUGCGUACAAGCGCAUGCCCACCUGA
Messenger RNA from Symbiodinium natans, 5337 nucleotides. The record is from the annotation of a GenBank genome assembly. Lineage: Eukaryota; Dinophyceae; Suessiales; Symbiodiniaceae.